AUGCCCGACGACAUCAAUUUUCAGGCGUUCGAUCCACACGCCGAGGAUAAACUCCAUCUUCGGCUGCAUCGGGCACGAUCCGUUGUCCUUACCUCCGAAGAGAGGAAUCAAAAAGCCCGUUCCUACCCCGAGUCUAGUUCUCACCACGUUGAUGCACUUCCUCCCCGCCUUUCUGUUGAGUUCAGUGUUAGAGCACAGCAGGCAUGUUGCCGUGUUUAG
Messenger RNA from Pyricularia grisea, 219 nucleotides. RefSeq lists its product as uncharacterized. Lineage: Eukaryota; Fungi; Ascomycota; Sordariomycetes; Magnaporthales; Pyriculariaceae. The transcript has 2 exons. The coding region runs from base 1 to 219 and encodes 72 amino acids. The record is from RefSeq and is a predicted model, not a curated record.